AUGGCUACUCUUCAAGACGAAAAAGUAGAGGACGUCUGUCACUUGGAACAGACUGAGACUUUCGUCAUUGAUCCAGUCGAGGAGAAGAAGGUGUUGAGAAAGAUCGAUCUUUAUCUCAUGCCCUCCAUCUUUAUUCUUUACCUCUUCUCUUUCAUUGAUCGUUCCAAUAUUGGACUCGCCAAGGUCGCUGGCAUGCAGAAAGACUUGCAUCUUAAUUCAAAUGAAUACUACCUCGCAGUUAUCAUGUGGGUUAUUGGAUAUGCAGGUGCUGCAGUACCUUCAAACAUGAUCCUCUCUCGUGUCCGACCUUCGUACUACAUACCAGUGAUUAUGUUUGCAUGGGGCGCAAUCGCUGCUGGUCUUGCUGGAGUGAAGACAGGCACUCAGCUUCUUGUUCUUCGAUUCUUCCUAGGAGUCUUUGAAGCCGGCUUCAAUCCUUCCGUCCUCUUUAUGAUUAGUAUCUGGUAUCGAAGACACGAGCAAUCUAAACGUUUCAUGAUAUUCCUAAGUGCUGGAAUCUUAUCUGGAGCAUUCGGCGGGGUCUUUGCAGGAGCCAUCACGUCCAGAUUGGACGGCGCACAUGGUAUCCCAGGCUGGCGUUGGUUCUUCCUCGUUGAAGGUGUUGCGACUGUAGGAGCAUCACUCAUUGUGCAUUGGUUUCUGCUGGAUUACCCCUCAACCAGUAAGCAAUUGACGCCUGCGCAACGCGAAAUUGCUUCCCGCAGGCUCUUCCUGGACGGCAUCACGCAUCAAAAGACCGAGGGUGGCGAUCUUUCAGCUAUCGGACAUGCUUUUGUCAAGGUUAUCCUCAAUUGGAGGAUUUGGAUGCUCUGCCCUGCAUACAUGACGAUCAUAGGUGCGCUGGCAAUAUCGAACUUUUACCCUACACUGGUAGAAGGACUAGGUUAUACAUCGACCAAUGCUCAAUAUAUGACUGCACCACUUUAUCUCGUGGCCUUGGUCAUAGCUAUACCUGCGUCUUGGUACGCAGACAGGAAUCCUCACCUGCGCGGCUACCUAUUAAACUUCACCCUCAUCCUUCUCGGUGGUUUAUUCUCCGAACUUACAGCUGGCAUUCUCGACUUCAAGGCUCGAUACAUUUUCUUGUGCUUGAUCAAUUCUGCCAUCUGGACUGGUAAUUGUCUCGGCCUCUCUUUCACCAGCACUGCACUAGGAGGAUGUGACACCGAGGUCAGGGCUAUUGCUCUUCCGUUGAUCAACGGGUGCGGAGGUUUGGCUCAGCUCUACGGAAGCGCUCUUUUUCCGGCUGAAGAGGCACCGCGAUAUCUGAUUGGAUUUUCUGUUUUCGCUGCUUGUUUUGUGGUUGGUGGGAUGAUAUAUCUCGCUGCUGUCUUCCUGUUUAAAAAUUUCCCCUUUGUACGCUCAUCUACGCUGGAGAACGACGAGUAG
Mollisia scopiformis is the source of this 1410-nucleotide messenger RNA. RefSeq names its product MFS general substrate transporter. Lineage: Eukaryota; Fungi; Ascomycota; Leotiomycetes; Helotiales; Mollisiaceae. Gene Ontology annotation, cellular component: membrane. The record is from RefSeq and is a predicted model, not a curated record. Gene Ontology annotation, molecular function: transmembrane transporter activity. Gene Ontology annotation, biological process: transmembrane transport. The transcript has 6 exons. The coding region runs from base 1 to 1410 and encodes 469 amino acids.